Nerophis lumbriciformis (worm pipefish) is the source of this 567-nucleotide messenger RNA. Lineage: Eukaryota; Metazoa; Chordata; Actinopteri; Syngnathiformes; Syngnathidae. The record is from RefSeq and is a predicted model, not a curated record.
AUGGCGGCGCACGACCCUAAAAACAACAAAACGGCGAAACCGGGACGAAAAGGCGACCAGCCGCUGGUAAUUGCCAAAACUCCCGCGGAAGAACAACGCCUCAAAUUGGAAAGACUGAUGCGGAACCCCGAUAAACCCGCUGCAAUCCCGGAUCGACCAAAGGAAUGGAACCCCCGGGCUCCGCCGGAGUUCGUCCGAGAUGUGAUGGGUUCCAGCGCUGGUGCAGGCAGCGGUGAGUUCCACGUUUAUCGGCACCUUCGACGCCGAGAAUACCAGAGACAAGACUUUCUGGACAAAAUGGCUGUAAAGCAAACCAAGGAGCAGGCCUAUUUGGAUAAAGUGGAACAAAACCAACGCGAGGCAGAAGAGAGGACGGCAAAGCGGAGGAAGAAGCGGGAAAAACUCAAGCAGAAGAAACUUUUGGCAAAGAAAUCCAAACAAGACCAAAAAAAUAGUGAUGCAGAGAAAAGCACAGACAGCAGUGAGGACGAAAAGAAGAACGAGGAGGUGGAAAAAGAAGCUGAAGAUGAUGCUGAGGUUCCUAGCUUCAUUAUGGGGAAAAAGUAG